ACUACCUGAACGCCAUAUUUUACGGCGUCUGGCGUUUUCAUCGAGAAAAAAAAAACAAGCACGUUUUAAACGAGUCGUCAUAAUUUUUUUGUAAAAACAAAGUUCAAAAUGUCGUACAAAGGACCUCAAAAAGUACAAAAGGUGAUGGUACAACCAAUCAACCUUAUAUUUCGAUAUUUACAAAAUCGAUCCCGCGUCCAAGUUUGGCUUUUCGAAAAUAUUCAUCUGAGAAUCGAGGGUCACAUUGUUGGCUUUGACGAAUACAUGAAUUUGGUACUGGACGAUGCUGAGGAAUAUCAUUUGAAAACGAAGAAUAGAAAACCAUUAGGACGUAUCAUGUUAAAAGGAGAUAAUAUAACGUUAAUACAAAAUACUAAUCCUGCUGCGAAUUGAAUUUGAAAAAAUAACCUCAAAAUGGGCAUUGGUAUGUCAACACAAGAAUCUACAUCGAGUGCC
Messenger RNA from Vespa crabro (European hornet), 456 nucleotides. It is a transcript of the gene SmE, whose product is annotated as probable small nuclear ribonucleoprotein E. The transcript has a single exon. Bases 109 to 393 code for a protein of 94 amino acids. NCBI's taxonomy places the organism in Eukaryota, Metazoa, Arthropoda, Insecta, Hymenoptera, Vespidae. Gene Ontology annotation, molecular function: RNA binding. Gene Ontology annotation, cellular component: U4/U6 x U5 tri-snRNP complex; U1 snRNP; U5 snRNP. Gene Ontology annotation, biological process: mRNA splicing, via spliceosome; spliceosomal snRNP assembly. The record is from RefSeq and is a predicted model, not a curated record.